GGGGCGGCGGACGCUCCCCCUUCCCCCUGGCUCCAGCCGGCGCAGGCAGCAGUGGCGGUGGCAGCAGGCGAGGUUCUGCGGCCCUGCGAGGCCAUGAAGGUGAAGAAGGGCGCCAGCGGGACCGGGCCGGGGGCGGAGCCCGUUCCAGGGGCCUCCAACCGGAGUGUGGAGCCCACGCGGGAACCUGGAGCGGAAACCGAGUCUGGGUCCGAGUCGGAGCCGGAGCCAGGCCCGGGGCCCAGGCUGGGGCCGCUGCAGGGCAAGCAACCCAUCGGGCCGGACGACGUGCUGGGGCUGCAGCGGAUCACUGGUGAUUACCUGUGCUCCCCUGAGGAAAAUAUCUACAAGAUUGACUUCGUCAGGUUCAAGAUCCGGGACAUGGACUCAGGGACUGUCCUCUUUGAAAUCAAGAAACCCCCUGUCUCGGAACGGUUGCCCAUCAACUGGCGGGACCUGGACCCCAAUGCAGGGCGCUUUGUUCGGUACCAGUUCACACCUGCCUUCCUCCGCCUAAGGCAGGUGGGAGCCACGGUGGAGUUCACAGUGGGCGACAAGCCGGUCAACAACUUCCGCAUGAUCGAGAGGCACUACUUUCGAAACCAGCUCCUCAAAAGCUUUGACUUCCACUUUGGCUUCUGCAUUCCCAGCAGCAAAAAUACCUGCGAGCACAUUUAUGACUUCCCGCCUCUCUCAGAGGAACUGAUCAGCGAGAUGAUCCGCCACCCAUAUGAGACACAGUCUGACAGCUUCUACUUUGUGGAUGACCGGCUGGUGAUGCAUAAUAAAGCAGACUAUUCCUACAGUGGGACACCCUGACACCUUCCCCCCCCCAUCCCCCACUGCCCCUGCCUAUGAGGCUCUGGCCUGGACCUUGUGCUGUGACU
Molecule: messenger RNA, 884 nt
Organism: Acomys russatus (golden spiny mouse)
Lineage: Eukaryota; Metazoa; Chordata; Mammalia; Rodentia; Muridae
Gene: Unc119
Product: unc-119 lipid binding chaperone
Exons: 5
Coding region: 94-816 (240 amino acids)
Biological process (GO): positive regulation of protein tyrosine kinase activity; negative regulation of clathrin-dependent endocytosis; mitotic cytokinesis
Cellular component (GO): centrosome; spindle pole; intercellular bridge
Molecular function (GO): lipid binding
Source: RefSeq, a predicted model, not a curated record